Salvia miltiorrhiza (redroot sage) is the source of this 2075-nucleotide messenger RNA. RefSeq lists its product as uncharacterized. Gene Ontology annotation, biological process: transmembrane transport. The coding region runs from base 267 to 1835 and encodes 522 amino acids. The transcript has 3 exons. Gene Ontology annotation, molecular function: transmembrane transporter activity. NCBI's taxonomy places the organism in Eukaryota, Viridiplantae, Streptophyta, Magnoliopsida, Lamiales, Lamiaceae. The record is from RefSeq and is a predicted model, not a curated record. Gene Ontology annotation, cellular component: membrane.
GUUUUUAUGUUAUUUUUACCCUUCUUCCUGAUUCCCUCUAUUUUUGUGUACACCUAUAUUUAUGGAAAAUAUCACAAUAGCCUCGUACAUUGUACAGUUACCCUUUCGGACAAUAUUCCUGUAAUUACGCGACAGUUGUGAAUCAGCCAUUGCUUCUUUGCUUACAGUCGAAGCACAAAAAAGGAAACUCGAGAGCCCCACAUAAAUUCUUUCAAUUCAGACACUCUCUCAGUCUGUCCUAGUCAACGGCGGCGAUCAAUUCAUGAAUGAGGAAGAUCACGGAGAUGAGAUCGGAGACGUUGACUCUUAUCCUGGUGAAUUUGGCCGGAAUAAUGGAACGCGCCGAUGAAUCUCUGCUGCCGGGAGUGUACAAGGAAGUCGGGGCGGCGCUGCAUGCCGACCCAACUCGCCUCGGCUCUCUCACGCUUUUCAGAUCCAUCGUGCAGUCCUCGUGCUACCCCCUCGCCGCCUACCUCGCCGUCCGCCACAACCGGACCUCCGUCAUCGCCCUCGGCGCUUUCCUCUGGGCCGCCGCCACUUUCCUCGUCGCCAUCUCCUCCACUUUCGCCGAGGUGGCAAUAUCAAGAGGUCUAAAUGGGAUAGGGCUAGCCAUAGUCACACCAGCAAUCCAGUCUCUUGUUGCUGACUCAACCGAUGACACAAAUCGUGGCACCGCCUUUGGUUGGCUGCAAUUGACAGGAAACUUGGGUUCCAUCAUCGGGGGCCUCCUCUCCGUUCUCAUAGCCUCCACAUCGGUCAUGGGAAUCCCUGGUUGGAGAAUUGCAUUCCACCUCGUUGCAAUAUUAAGUGUCGUGAUUGGUGCUUUAGUCCACCUGUUUGCCAAUGAUCCUCGAUUUAUUGAUAGUGAUGGUAAGAAGAAAGAGCAACCUCCACAUAAGCCAUUCAAGGAGGAAGUGAGGGAACUCGUUAAAGAAGCAAAAGCGGUUAUAAAAGUGCCUUCGUUCCAGAUAUUGGUUGCUCAAGGCGUCUCUGGAUCAUUCCCAUGGUCAUCUCUGUCGUUUGCUCCUAUGUGGCUAGAGCUCAUGGGCUUCUCUCACAAGAAAACAGCAACCAUCUUGACACUGUUUAACGUUGCUGGAUCUCUUGGAGGUUUGUUUGGCGGGAAGAUGGGCGACACGCUUGCCAAACCAUUACCAAAUGCUGGUAGAAUUAUACUCUCUCAGAUAAGCUCUGGCUCGGCCAUCCCCUUAGCUGCUAUUUUGUUGCUCGGAUUGCCCGAUGACCCUUCCACCGCCGCAAUGCAUGGUUUCGUGUUCUUUGUUAUGGGAUUUUUCAUCUCUUGGAAUGCCCCAGCAACUAACAAUCCAAUAUUUGCAGAAAUAGUGCCAGAGAGAGCUCGAACGAACAUCUAUGCUCUGGAUCGAUCUUUUGAGUCUAUCCUUUCUUCAUUUGCUCCACCAGUGGUCGGAAUAUUAGCUCAGCGGGUGUACGGAUAUAAGCCCCUCCCGGCAGGACCGGUAGACUCAAAAUCAAUUGAGACAGAUAGAGAAAAUGCUGCAUCACUUGGCAAAGCCCUUUACACUGCAAUAAGCAUCCCUAUGGCCAUUUGCUGCGCCUUCUACUCGUUUCUCUAUUGUACGUAUCCGAGGGACAGAGACCGAGCAAGAAUGGAAGCCUUGAUCCAAUCAGAAAUGCUGGAGAUAGAAACAGAAAACUCCGGCUUAGUGGAAGAACGCCCUCAGCUUCGUGUAUCACUAAACAACAGUGUAGAGGAAAGAACUGUGAUCGAUGUGGAUUAUGAAGGAGAUGCAAGUCUCGAGUUUGAUGAGAACGACGAGCAGAGACUGCUCUCUCGUGAUGGGGGCAAAGUGUAGACAUGCUGAGUUUCAGCACCAACACAUGGGAAUUCUUCAAGAGGUUAGUACAUCUUGGAAUGUUGCGAGCUUGCAUAAUCAAAUUGUAUGAUUUUUAGACAACAUAGAUACAUAUACACAUCCAUUUAUUCAACAAGAUUCUUUCCAAAGUUUUGUGUGUCUCGUAAAGAAGAACAGCAUUUUCGAAUGAUAUUGGACUAUGAUUUGAGAUUGGUAUUUGAAUAUGAUCUAAACUCUAAA